Mesorhabditis spiculigera is the source of this 1800-nucleotide messenger RNA. Lineage: Eukaryota; Metazoa; Nematoda; Chromadorea; Rhabditida; Rhabditidae. The record is from the annotation of a GenBank genome assembly.
AUGAACUUGAAGCAGCUCGCUGCCGAGAAAAUCCUUGGCGAGGUGCUGCGCCCAUUGAAAGAUGUAGGGCGUCUCAAAAUUCUCGUGGUCGACCCGUUUACGAAGGAAAUGCUGUCGGCCUGCUGCACCAUGAGCGAUGUGACUGCUGAGGGAAUCGCGACAAUCGAGGACCUGAUGAAAAGCCGCGAGCCGUUGCCGAGCUUGGAAGCCAUAUACUUUCUUUCGCCGAGCCACGAGUCGGUCAGUCGCCUAAUCGGCGACUUCGCCUUCCGCACCCAGUACCGAAGCGCGCACGUUUUCUUCACUGAGGCCUGCCCCGAUGCGCUGCUCAACAACAUUGCCAAGUCGACGGUGAUGCGCUCCAUCAAAACGUGCAAGGAGCUCGGUCUGGCGUAUAUUCCGUACGAAGCUCAGGUUUUCACGCUGCAUCUUCCCGACACCAUGCCCAAGUUCUUUCCCCCGCAAAAAUCUGAGGACUUUUGGGAUCGGAUCGAGAUGAUCGCCGAUCGGAUAGCGUUGUUGUGUGUGGCAGUGGGCGAUAUCCCGUCCAUCAGUUAUCGCGAGGCAUUUACUCGUAACAUCGAACUUGCGCACCUCGUGGAAAACAAGCUUUCCAUCUUGCGCAAGGAGAACCCGUCGCUCGGGGCUGCAGAUCCGGAAAAGAUCCAGCCAGGGCUGAUAAUUUUGGAUCGCGGCUAUGACCUGACGACGCCGCUGCUUCACGAGCUUACUGUGCAGGGCAUGGUCCACGAUUUGUUGCCAGUCGACCGGGGCGUUUACAUGUAUCAGGAUGGAAACGAAAAUCCGAAGAAAAUGCUGGUGCUUGAUGAGAACAAUGAAGAGUGGAUGGGCACGAGACAUUCGCAUAUCGCGGACGCGUCCAAAUUAAUCAGCGGCAAACUGAAGGAUUUAGCAGUGGCUGACAAGGAAACGAAGCGGGAUACGCUGAAGGAUUUAUCAUCGCUGAUCCGGACUGCGCCCGAGCAAAAAAAGAAGCUGGAUCGGCUGGCGGGCGUCAUGUACAUGAUCGAGCAAUGCAUGGCGCGUUAUUCGUCCGGCGUCGACUUGUUGUGUCAAAUCGAGCAGGACCUGGCCACCGGCGCCGACACCCAUGGCGAGCCCCUAAAAGACGCGCAGCGGAUGAUUCUCGGUCCGUUAGCCGACCCGAAAGUUCGGCCCGAAGAUCGACUACGCCUACUGUUGCUCUACAUUCAAUACUGCGGAGGCGUGACCCAAGAUGGGCUUCAAAAACUCGUCAAGCAUGCCCAGUUCCGUUCCACGGAGAGCGACAUCAUCAAGAAUAUCGAAAACUUGGGCCUGACUGUCGUGUCCGAGUUCGUGCAAUCGGGUGGUAAGCUGACGGCGCGACGGGAGCGCCCAUCGACGCCGGUCUACAACACGAGCAGAUGGGUCCCACUGCUCAAAGACAUCUUGGAAGACGCGCUAGAUGAGACAAUGGACCAGAACGUGUACCCGCAUUUGCCCGGAAAGCGCGUCUCCAUCAGCAGCCAGGUUCCCAUGUCCGCUCGCUACGGCCAAUGGCAUAAAAAGAAACCGGACAAUGCGUUGAGCUCGGGACCCCGUCUAAUCGUGUAUAUCAUCGGCGGGAUGACGUAUUCCGAGAUGCGCACCGUUUACGAAGUAUCCCGCGAAAGGAAUUGUAGUAUCCUGAUCGGCUCCGACCAAAUCAUCACACCCGAUUCCUUCCUGAAUGAGCUGGCCGCGAUGAACCGCAAAUCGGCCCUGCACUUCGAAUCGUUUAUCCGAUGUACUGUCGUCGAUGAGCAGGAAAGCCAAGUU